UGGCCGACAUGCAGCCCGUCGCGCUCCUCCUGCUCUGCCCGCUGGCCGCGGCCCUGUCAGGGCGCUUCUGGCACGUCACCGACCUCCACUGGGACCCCGACUACGAGGCGGCGGCGGGUGCCGGGCAGGUAUGCCCCUCGGCCGGCUCCCGGGCCGUGCCCGCCGCCGGGCACUGGGGCAGCUACCUCUGCGACGCGCCCUGGCGCCUGCUCGCCUCCGCAGUCCGCGCCAUGAGGAACCGCCUGCAGCGGCCGGACUUCGUCCUCUGGACCGGAGAUGAUACUCCUCACGUCCCCAAUGAGAAGCUUGGAGAAGAAAAGGUUCUGCACAUAAUAGAAAAUCUGACUUCUCUGAUAAAAGAGACAUUUCCAGAUACUAAAGUCUAUGCAGCGAUGGGCAAUCAUGACUUCCACCCCAAGAAUCAGUUUCCAGGGAAGGAGCACAGGAUCUACAACCGAACAGCUGAACUGUGGCGUUCCUGGCUGAAUGAUGCUUCCACUCCUCUUUUCAGAGCAGGAGCUUUCUACAGUGAGAAGCUGCCCAGCCCAAGGACAAGGGGGCGAAUGGUUGUGCUCAAUACCAAUCUGUACUAUGACAAGAAUAAUGAGACAGCUGGUGAGGAAGAUCCUGGAGGGCAGUUCCAGUGGCUGGAAGAAACACUGACCAAUGCCUCUAGAGCAGGUGAAAUGGUCUACAUUGUGGGGCACGUCCCUCCUGGCUUCUUCGAGAAGAAACGAGGCAUGUCCUGGUUCCGGAGUGGCUUUAAUGAACGAUAUUUGAAAAUCAUGCAGAAGCACCACAGGGUGAUUGCUGCCCAGUUUUUUGGGCACCAUCACACAGACAGCUUUCGGAUGUUUUACAGUGAUACAGGUUCUCCAAUCAAUGUCAUGUUCCUGGCCCCUGGAGUGACUCCCUGGAAAACAACAUUACCUGGAGUGAACAAUGGAGCCAACAACCCUGGGAUUCGGGUGAUUGACUAUGAUCCAGACACCCUUCAAGUGUUGGAUAUGGUGACUUACUACUUGAACCUAACUCGUGCCAACAUGAUGGCCUCAACGUGGGAGGAAGAGUUCCCAACAUGGGAGGAAGAGUAUAGGCUGACAGAAGCGUUCCAAGUCCCUGAUGGCUCUCUGCGCUCCAUGCAAACAGUGUUGGAGAGGAUAUCAAAGGAUCCGCACUAUCUGCAGCAGUACUAUGAGUUUAACUCUGUCAGAUAUGACCUCACCCCAUGCAAGGAGGCCUGCCGUGUAGAUCAUGUUUGUGCCAUCAGAGAAGUUGAUUUUACAAAAUACAAUGAGUGUGUUAAAACCAGCAGCUCUGCCUCUGCCAUCAUCAGUGUUCAGCUUUUAUUUUUCUGCUUGCUCUUAGGACUUCUUAGUCCCCAGCAAGUGCUGUAAUGACUGAGAGCAAGAGAAAAUGAAGAGAGCACGAGUUCACGAUGCACAUGAAUUGGCAAUUGUGAAUGCUUUUGGCAUUGAGAACUUACUCUGAAACCAAGACAAAAUCAGUGGCUUUACUAAAAGCUCUGUGAUGUUGAUCUGAAAUCUAGAAAAGCUUGAUGUAUUGGGAAAGGGCAGUGAUUGCUACAAAGUCUUUUUGUGCCAGACUGACUUGCAUCAGAGAGUCUGUCCCCCUUACGCUGUGACUUCUGAGGUAGUCUCACAAAUCAGGUGGAGACCAGGCUUCCCGGUGGACUUUAACUUACCGUGUAUGAGAGCUGUGAGCUGCCACUUGUUCCUGAGGAGUCUGCUCCCAGGUGGGUUUCUCAUGUUGGCACACGCUUUGCUUCUGGAAAGACCACACAACUGGUGACCUGGAAGGUCUUGUUUUGGUGGCCUUGUACAGCAGCAGCCCUGCCUUCGGUGUAUGAGCAGAGCCAGGUGGGAUUAGUUCUUCCUUUGACGGUGUAUGAACUGCAGCAAGCUUGGGCCAUGACUUUCAUGUGUCAGUGCCCAAGACAAGGCUCCAGGGCAAGAAGCUUGAUUAUUAUUAUUUAAGUUUUUAUUUAUUUUUUCCCCCAAUUGCUAAACAUAAACAGCUUUUCCCUUUGUGCUCUCUUAACUUGCAUCCACUUAGUUUCUUCCUUCAGCUGGGCAUUGCAAGCUGACCUUGAACGCUUUGGUGAUUUACCAACCUUGGGCUUUGCUAGCUUGUCUGAGAACCUUGAGGGAACCAAUACAAAGUGAUGGCAUCGGACCCUUUAGGCUUGGGUGAAGGAGACACAAGGAAUAUUGGUGUUGUCUGUGAAAGGCGGCUCUGGGCUCUCCCGGAGUCUGACACGGCAGAGAGGGAGCUCGCAAGGCAGCAGGGUGUGCUCAGAACACGUGGCCUGAGCACACGAGGGACCCAGAAAGGCACGGGCAGGGUCCGAGAGCGGAGGAGGCUGUGGGGGCGAGGACCCAAGCCCGCCAGUGGAACAGCGUAGGCUGGGCACACAGAUGUGGUGGCGUGCCCACUGGGGCGGCUGCGGUGGAACAGAUGCGUUGCAUCCGAAGAGGAGCGAGGGCGCAGGAGGAACGGCCGCCUGCAGUGCUGGGGCUUCGCGGCCCUGGUUGGCAUUUGCCCCUGGUACCGCUUCAGAGCGUGUGUCUGGAGCGGUGUGGCGGGUGCCUGAGGGCAGCUGUCGCCGGUCGUGCCAGGGCGCUCCUG
Haliaeetus leucocephalus (bald eagle) is the source of this 2649-nucleotide messenger RNA. RefSeq names its product sphingomyelin phosphodiesterase, acid-like 3B (gene SMPDL3B). Gene Ontology annotation, molecular function: sphingomyelin phosphodiesterase activity. Gene Ontology annotation, biological process: sphingomyelin catabolic process. NCBI's taxonomy places the organism in Eukaryota, Metazoa, Chordata, Aves, Accipitriformes, Accipitridae. The transcript is spliced from 8 exons. The record is from RefSeq and is a predicted model, not a curated record. The coding region runs from base 9 to 1397 and encodes 462 amino acids.